Molecule: messenger RNA, 3651 nt
Organism: Penicillium robsamsonii
Lineage: Eukaryota; Fungi; Ascomycota; Eurotiomycetes; Eurotiales; Aspergillaceae
Exons: 3
Coding region: 1-3651 (1216 amino acids)
Biological process (GO): nucleoside metabolic process
Cellular component (GO): kinesin complex
Molecular function (GO): ADP binding; catalytic activity; protein binding
Source: RefSeq, a predicted model, not a curated record
AUGGAUACUAGGACCCGAUCCCACGACGAUUAUACGGUUGGAUGGAUAUGCGCCUUGCCGGUGGAGACGGCGGCUGCAAAGCUGAUGCUGGACAACAUACACCCGCUUUUGCCUCGCCUGCCGAUGGACCAAAAUGCUUACAUUUUUGGAAGCAUCGGGGAACACAAUAUCGUUAUUGCUACUUUACCGACUGGCGCAUAUGGAAGUACAUCAGCCGCAACAGUUGGGAUGCAGUUACUCUCUAGUUUCCACGCGAUCCGCUUCGGUUUGAUGGUUGGUAUCGGCGGCGGAGUACCAAGCAGCAAUGCAGACAUUCGACUUGGGGAUAUUGUAGUGAGCCAACCAACGGACACCUCUGGAGGCGUGAUCCAGUACGAUUUGGGUAAAGCGCUCAGCGGCGGCCAAUUCAAGCGAACCGGAAUGCUUAAUCGGCCUCCUAAGGUUAUGUUGACCGCUCUCGCGACUCUCCAAGCACAUCACCUCACAGAAGAUAGCCGGAUCGUGGAAUUUGUUUCCAAUCUGCAAGCCAAAUUAGCGCUCCACAAAGCUGCCAAGUUCACGCGACCGACACAAGAGGACUCUCUAUUCCAGGCAGGGUAUGACCAUGUAGCAUCCGAUACGUGUAUGGAUUGCGACCGAUCCAAACUCUUUUCACGACCCUCACGAGAGCACCAAGAACCAGUCAUCCACUACGGACCCGUAGGAUCUGCAAAUCAAGUGGUGAAAGAUGGCUUGCACCGAGAUCAGCUGGCUCAGGACCUAGGGUUGUAUUGUGUGGAGAUGGAAGCGGCUGGACUCAUGAAUGACUUUCCAUGCCUCGUCAUUCGGGGGAUCUGUGACUACGCUGACUCCCACAAGAAUAAAGAAUGGCAAGGAUAUGCGGCAGCCGUGGCGGCGGCCUAUGCGAAGGAGCUUCUCUUGGUCGUUCCAGUCGAUCAAGUUCAGAGUGCCCCAAUAGCACGUGACACUCUAGCAGACUAUAGUGAGAGACAAGAGAUGAAAUCUCCUAAAAGCUUGACCACGGAGGAGCAUUCAACCUUGACAUUCAACAGCGGUGGAGGGUCCCAGACCAACAACGUGAAUAGCGGCAUUGGUCAGCAAAUCAACAACAAUGCUCAUGUUGGAACUCAAUAUAUCCAGUCCGUCACCCUCAGGCAGAAAGAAGACUUUAGCUUUCGCAGACCCGUCGGCGUCUAUCUCGGUCAGGCGCCCUACAUCGCCUCUGAACUCUUCGUCGGUCGUGGCUACGAACUUGAUGAGAUCUCAAGAAUUCUACACCCUGAUCACAAGGCUCAAAGGCAACGGCGCAUAGUCCUCGGUGGUAUGGGUGGUAUUGGCAAGACCCAGCUUGCCAUCGCCUACGCAGAGUCUGGCCGUGGAUCUUAUGACUCGGUAUUCUGGCUUAAUGCAGUAUCUGAGGCCGCAUUGAAAGACAGUUUCCGAUCGAUAGCAAGCCUUAUCUUCGACAUCGAGGAGCCUGGAGUAUCAGAGGAUAAAGAGAUUGUGAGACGCAUACAUCAAUGGCUCUGUACUCCCAAAAAUACUGGAUGGUUAUUGAUCUUUGAUAACUACGAUGACCCCGCCCAGUUUCGGAUUGAAGACUUCUACCCCUUUGCUUCUCAUGGGGCUAUUAUGGUCACCACUCGUCGACUAGAUCUCGUUGCUGGCGCCCCUCUCGACAUAAAGCCUUUUCAGAAUAUUGAAGAUAGCCUCGCAAUCCUCCAAACCCGAUCAAAACGAGAUAAUGUUCAAUCAGUACCGCUAGAUCCUCAUGCAAAGCGCCUUGCAGAGCGACUUGCAGGUCUUCCUCUUGCUUUAGCCACCGCCGGGACAUAUCUUCAACGUAGUACCUUUACUUUCGAACGCUACCUUCAAGAGUAUGAGAAACGUUGGAACAUUAGCCCUCGCCAACCCCUACAGCUCCAGGAGUAUCAGGAGCGUACACUCUACACAACCUGGGAUCUGUCAUACUCUCGCCUAGAAAAGGGAGAUCCGGACGCGGCGAAAUUACUAAAACUACUCGCUUACUUCGGUAACCAGAGACUUUGGUAUGAGCUUUUUCGUGCCGGACUCACCGAUAGGUCUCCCGAAUGGCUUCGUGAAGUGGUCACAGAUGACGUAGAUUUCAACGACGUGAUGGGAGUCUUGGUCGGAUACUAUUUCCUGGACGUUCACCAGACGUCAGAUUCAUGGAGCAUGCAUAACUGCGUGCACGACUGGACAUUAGCAGCACUCAAUAAGGAAAUCGACGCAACGUAUUAUUGGUAUGCCUUUGACUGCAUUUCUGCGCCUAUAAACGAUAAAGAUAUGAAUGAUUUUGCAAAGCUUUCUUACUCUCCAUUGGCUGCUCAUGCCACGCGGUUAGUGCAACAGCGGCUGUGCCAGAACGAUGAUAUAUAUAACAUUACGCCUAAUCGACUCGACCAAGCUUCGCUGAUUGCUAACCUACUUCGACUCCAAGUACUUCUUUUUGCUGGCGAGCAGAUGUACCAGCGGGCACUAGCUGGGAAGGAGAAAGCGCUCGGACCGGACCACACAUCGACGCUCGACACUGUCCACAAUCUCGGGAUUCUAUAUCGGAACCAAGGCAAGCUGGACCAGGCGGAGCAGAUAUACCUGCAGGCGCUAGCUGGGAGGGAGAAAGCGCUCGGACCGGACCAUACGUUAACACUCGAGACUGUCCACAAUCUCGGGCAUUUAUAUCGGGAUCAAGGAAAGCUAGACCAGGCGGAACAGAUGUACCAGCAGGCGCUAGCUGGGAGGGAGAAAGCGCUCGGACUGGACCAUACGUCGACACUUGAGACUAUCAAUAAUAUCGGGAUUCUAUACUGGAACCAAGGCAAGCUAGACCAGGCAGAGCAGAUGUACCAGCGGGCUCUGGCUGGGAAGGAGAAAGCGCUCGGACCGGACCACACGUCGACGCUUAGCACGGUUAACAAUCUCGGGGUUUUAUAUCGGGACCAAGGAAAGUUGGACCAGGCGGAGCAGAUGUACCAACAGGCGCUAACUGGGAGGGAGAAAGCGCUUGGACCGGACCAUACGUCGACGCUUGAGACUGCCAACAAUAUUGGGAUUUUAUACUGGAAUCAAGGCAAGCUAGACCAGGCAGAGCAGAUGUACCAGCGGGCUCUGGCUGGGAAGGAGAAAGCGCUCGGACUGGACCACACAUCGACACUUAGCACGGUCAACAAUCUCGGGGUUUUAUAUCGGGGCCAAGGCAAGCUAGGCCAGGCGGAGCAGCUAUACCAGCGGGCGUUAGCUGGGAAGGAGAAAGCACUCGGACCAGACCACACGUCGACGCUUGAGACUGUCAACAAUCUUGGGGUUUUAUAUCGGGACCAAGGCAAGCUGGACCAGGCGGAGCAGAUGUACCAGCGGGCGCUAGCUGGGAGGGAGAAAGCGCUCGGACCGGACCACACGUCGACGCUUGAGACUGUCAACAAUCUUGGGGUUUUAUAUCGGGACCAAGGAAAGUUGGACCAGGCGGAGCAGAUGUACCAGCAGGCGCUAGCUGGGAGGGAGAAAGCGCUCGGACCGGACCACACGUCGACGCUUGAGACUGUCAACAAUCUUGGGGUUUUAUAUCGGGACCAAGGCAAGCUGGACCAGGCGGAGCAGAUGUACCAGCGGGCGGGGCUACGGAAGGAGUAG